This is a messenger RNA of Trametes versicolor FP-101664 SS1, 1065 nucleotides long. RefSeq lists its product as uncharacterized. NCBI's taxonomy places the organism in Eukaryota, Fungi, Basidiomycota, Agaricomycetes, Polyporales, Polyporaceae. The record is from RefSeq and is a predicted model, not a curated record. The transcript has 4 exons. The annotation marks the transcript as partial.
CGCACAGAGCUCCUGCAGCGGGCACGCGCUUUCCUGAGCUCGCCACAGGUCCGCCAUGAAGACCUGACCGCAAAGCGGAGAUUCUUGGGAGAGAAGGGACUGUCUGAGAACGAGAUUGAGAGCCUGCUGCGUGAAGUGCCCGCGCCCCCGCCAUUACUUCCGGCGAAGACAUAUCCGCAACCACCGCCUUCCCGCCUACCGCGUCUGCUCCUCGACUCUUUGCGCGCCCUCACCUGGAUAGCAGGCGGGUCCGCCGCGCUCCUCCUCGCCUAUUUCCGGUUCAUAUACCCCAGGAUUGCACAGACAUACCAAGCCCGCCUAUCCCUGCGCACGCAGCGCAAAGCCUUGCUCGAGCGUCUCACAGGCUCGCUACAAGAUCUCAAAGCCACACAGCAGUCCACAUUCGCAGUCCUGCCACAACCCGAACCCCUCCGCGAACCUGCCAAGUACAGAGAAUACCAAACGCUUGACAAGCUCGCAGAAGCGAGUAAGGGUGAGCAGGACAUCCCACCGGUCACGCUCCUGCGCUGCGCGAUCCAGGAAUGCUCAAAGGGCACGAAGAAGGCGACCUCCGCGGAACUCUUCAGCAUACUAGAAGAGAAGUUCCCGUGGGUCGCAGCGGAGGGUUCUCAGCACGAGGAGACGCUCUGGGAAACGCUCACGAACUCGCCCAUGUUCCAGCCUGCGCCUCUCCCUCCCGCCGCCCCUUCCACAACAUCUCCCGUCCCUCCCCCGCCCGCCCCCUCCCAAGACACAGUCUGGACAUACGUCCCCCCACCCCCACCCGCCACACCGCCGCUCCUCACCUCCCUCUCCACCCUCGCCUCCACACUCCCCACCGCCACAUCCUCCCCCUCCCAGCCCAAAUUCCAGCACACCUUCCAGGCGCUCUCCGACCUCACCGGGUACAUCGCCGCGCAGACGUACGCCGCCCCGCACACGCUGCGCGCGCCCGGGCUCGGCCUGGGCGUCCCGCUCGCGCCUGCGGAGGAAGAGGUGCGGCGCGAGAUUCGCGCGCUGAAGGGCUUGGUGCUGAACCGCCGCUCGUUCAUGCCGCGCGCGCCC